Molecule: messenger RNA, 841 nt
Organism: Zalophus californianus (California sea lion)
Lineage: Eukaryota; Metazoa; Chordata; Mammalia; Carnivora; Otariidae
Product: OCIA domain-containing protein 1-like
Exons: 1
Coding region: 1-747 (248 amino acids)
Cellular component (GO): endosome
Source: RefSeq, a predicted model, not a curated record
AUGAAUGGGAGGGCUGAUUUUCGAGAGCCAAAUGCAGAAGUUCCAAGACCAAUUCCCCACAUAGGGGCUGAUUACAUUCCAACAGAAGAAGAAAGAAGAGUCUUCGCAGAGUGCAAUGAUGAAAUCUUCCGGUUCAGAUCUGUUCCUUUGGCUGCAACAAGUAUGUUGAUUACUCAAGGAUUAAUUAGUAAAGGAAUCCUUUCAAGUCAUCCCAAAUAUGGUUCCAUCCCUAAACUUAUAUUUGCUUGUAUCAUGGGAUACUUUGCUGGAAAGCCUUCUUAUGUGAAAACUUGCCAAGAGAAGUUCAGAAAUCUUGGGAAUUCCCCUCUGGGAAAAGCUUUACGCUCAGCUUUACAGUCAUGGCGAUCUUCACCAUCUGGGCACUAUUCUCAGAAGUCAAAAUAUGACUCAAAUUUGGGUGGUCAUUCAUCUUUUGUGACAUCUCCAGCAGCAGACAACAUAGAAAAAGCGAUGCUUCCUCAUUAUGAGCCAAUUCCAUUCAGUGCUUCUAUGACUGAAUCUACUCCCACUGGUAUUACUGAUCAUAUUGCUCAAGGACCUGAUCCCAACCCUGAAGAAAGUCCUAAGACAAAAAAUAUUACAUAUGAGGAAUUAAGGAAUAAGAACAGAGAGUCAUAUGAAGUAACUUUAACACAUAAGACUGACCCCUCCGUCAGGCCUAUGCAAGAAAGAAUGCCAAAAAAAGAAGUCAAACUAAACAAAUAUGGAGAUACUUGGGAUGAGUGAAAAAUUGCAUCAUUGGACCUACUGAAGGUGUUUCAAUAUCCAGCUUCAUCUAGGUAGUCAUGAAUAUCUGCAUGCUUUGAGCUCAGCAGCAGUC